AUGAGUUCGAACUUCCUAGUUUUACCAGGGCCAAAAGCGUUGUCUCCAUUUAGAGUCAAUAAUUUGAUUCAAGAGAUUGAGAAAAAGUCCCAAAAACUAAACUCAAUCGAAGAGGUUGCUAGUCAAUACACUCACUAUGUCUCCCUUAAGAAACCAUUGAACGAAAAGCAAUUGGAGUUGUUGAAGAUUUUGUUGACUUAUGAUAAUCCUGUUGAUACAUCAAAUCCAUUGAACGUUAAAUUGAUCAAGUUAUCCACUGGUGAAGCUCAAGCCAAGGGAGCUGAAAAUUUUGUUCAGGUCUUACCUAGACCUGGUACUAUUUCUCCUUGGUCUUCAAAGGCAACAGAUAUUGCUCAGAUUUGUGGAUUGGGCGAUUUUGUUGAAAGAAUAGAACGUGGUUUGUCUUUGUUGUUUAAAAUAAGAGAUAAUGAAACAUUCACUGUAUCUGGUGACAUUUUAACAUCCGUGUUUGACAGAAUGACUCAGAAGCUUUAUGUUAAUGAUGAUAUUCCCAAGUACAACGAUUUAUUUGCUCACCACAAACCUAAGCCACUUGUUACAGUUGAUUUAUUAAGUAGCAAAGAUAACUUGUUGCAAGCAAACAAAGAAAUGGGAUUGGCUUUGGAUCAAGGAGAAAUUGACUACUUAACUAAUGCAUUCACUAAAGUUAUUGGUCGUAAUCCUACUGAUGUAGAAUUGUUUAUGUUUGCUCAAGUUAAUUCCGAGCACUGUCGUCACAAAAUUUUCAAUGCUGAUUGGACCAUCGAUGGUGUCAAGAAAGAUAAAUCUUUAUUUAAGAUGAUCAGAAACACUCAUGAAAAGAACCCCCAGUAUACAGUAUCUGCAUACUCUGAUAAUGCAGCUGUAUUUGAAGGACCUGAAGGUUACUUGUUUACGCCAGACUUUAAAUCUAAACAAUGGAAGUCAAUCAAGGAAAGUGUCCAAACUUUAGUCAAAGUUGAAACUCAUAACCAUCCAACUGCUGUUUCCCCAUUUGCCGGUGCAGCAACUGGUUCUGGUGGUGAAAUUAGAGAUGAAGGUGCUGUAGGAAGAGGUUCUAAAUCCAAAGCUGGAUUAUCUGGUUUUACUGUAUCUGAUUUAAACAUUCCAACUUUGAAACAACCAUGGGAAAGAGAUGUUGGGAAGCCAAAUCAUAUAGCCAGCUCUUUGGAUAUCAUGAUCGAAGCACCGAUUGGUUCAGCUGCAUUCAACAACGAAUUCGGAAGACCGGCAAUCAAUGGAUACUUUAGAACCUUGACUACUGAGGUUGAAAAUGCCAAGGGCGAAACUGAAAUCAGAGGUUUUCAUAAGCCAAUUAUGUUGGCUGGUGGUAUGGGUGCUAUUAGACCAGGAUUGGCUUUAAAAAACAAGAAAAUCACACCAGGGGCGAAGUUGAUUGUUUUGGGUGGACAAUCUAUGUUGAUUGGAUUGGGUGGUGGUGCUGCUUCAUCUAUCAGUUCCGGUGAGGGGUCAGCAGAUUUGGAUUUUGCUUCUGUUCAAAGAGGUAACCCAGAAAUCCAAAGAAGAGCACAACAGGUUAUUGAUGCAUGUGUCUCAUUAGGUGCAGAUGGUAAUCCAAUUCAAUCUAUUCAUGAUGUCGGUGCUGGUGGGUUGAGUAACGCCUUGCCAGAAUUGGUUCAUGAUAAUGAUUUGGGUGCCAAGUUUGAGUUAAGAUCAAUUUUGUCAUUGGAACCCGGAAUGUCACCAAUGGAAAUUUGGUGUAAUGAAUCUCAAGAGAGAUAUGUUUUAGGUGUUGCGCAAGAAGAUUUGGAAAUGUUUUCCAAAAUUUGUGAGCGUGAAAGAGCACCAUUUGCUGUCGUUGGUGAAGCUACUGAAGAGCAAAGAUUGGUUUUGACUGAUUCUUUGUUGAAGGGUACACCUAUUGAUUUAGAAAUGUCGGUAUUGUUUGGUAAACCACCAAAAAUGUCGCGUGUUGCCACUACUGAAAACUUGAAAUUGAAGCCCUUCAAAACCAAUGAAUUGGAUAUCAGUGAGUCGAUUGAUCGUGUUUUGCAAUUGCCAUCAGUAGGAUCAAAGUCCUUCCUAAUCACUAUUGGUGAUAGAUUCAUCACUGGAUUGGUUGAUCGUGACCAAAUGGUGGGACCCUGGCAAGUACCAGUAGCUGAUGUUGGUGUUACUGCAACAUCCUUGGGUGAAACUGUAUUAUCUACAGGUGAAGCUAUGGCUAUGGGUGAGAAGCCUACUUUGGCUUUGAUUUCAGCUAGUGCUUCAGCCAAAAUGGCAGUGGCUGAAUCUUUGUUGAAUGUAUUUGCCGCUGAUGUCCCAUCGUUGGAGCACGUUAAAUUGUCAGCCAACUGGAUGUCUGCUGCAAGUCACCCAGGUGAGGGAGCUAAAUUAUAUGAGGCUGUUGAAGCUAUCGGUCUUGACUUGUGUCCAGAAUUAGGAGUCUCAAUCCCAGUUGGUAAAGAUUCCAUGAGUAUGAAAAUGAAAUGGGAUGACAAAGAAGUCACUGCACCAUUAGCAUUGACAAUUACUGCAUUUGCUCCAGUUGAUAACACUUCCAACACUUGGACUCCUCAACUUCAGCAUGUUGACGACUCUGUUUUGGUACUCGUUGAUUUGGCAGUGAAGGAUAAAAAAUCUCUUGGUGGUUCUGCGUUGGCUCAAGUUUACAAAGAGGUUGGCGAUAGCGCCCCAACUGUACACUCAAAUGCUGUGUUAAAGGCGUUCUUGCAAUCAUUGGUUGUGUUACACAAACAAUUCCCUGUUUUGGCAUAUCAUGAUAGAUCUGAAGGUGGUUUACUUGCCACUGUAUUGGAAAUGGCAUUUGCUGGAAGAUGUGGAUUGGACAUUUCACUAGACGCUGAAGAGGAUCAAUUUACUGAGUUGUUUAAUGAAGAGUUAGGUGCUGUUUUCCAAAUUAGGUUGCAAGAUUUGAUCAAAUUUAAGGAAAUCUUUGUCAACCAUGGCAUGGAUAGGAAGUUCAUCAAGGUUAUUGGUAAACCAAAUUUCCAUGAUCAAGCCAUCAAUAUUUCAUACAACGGGGCACCUAUCUACACAUCCACACGUGCCCGUUUGCAACAAUUGUGGAGCAAUACUUCUCACCACAUACAAAAGAUGAGAGAUAAUCCAGUGACAUCCCAGCAGGAAUACGAUGCUGUUGCCGAUGACAAAGACCCAGGUAUCAGCUAUCAAUUAACAUUCAAUCCUGCAGAGCGUAAAUCAUACAAGACAACUCCAAAAGUUGCCAUCUUAAGAGAACAAGGUGUCAAUUCUCAGCAAGAAAUGGCAUGGAGUUUCCAACAGGCUGGGUUUGACGUGUAUGACGUAACCAUGUCCGAUAUUUUGGAAGGAAGAGUCACUUUGGAUGAUUUUGUUGGAUUGGCUGCUUGUGGUGGUUUCUCGUAUGGUGAUGUUUUAGGAGCUGGUGCUGGAUGGGCCAAGUCAGUAUUGUUCCACGAAAAUGCCAGAAACGAGUUCAAGAAGUUUUUCCAAGAUAGAACUGACACUUUUGCAUUUGGUGCAUGUAAUGGAUGUCAAUUUUUCAGCAGGAUUGCUGAAUUGAUUCCAGGAACUGAUCACUGGCCCACAUUUGAACGUAACUUGUCGGAACAAUAUGAGGCAAGAUUUGUCAUGGUUGAAGUUGAUCCAUCCGAAAACAACAACUCCAUCUUUUUGCAAACAAUGAAAGGUUCAAGAUUGCCAAUUGCUGUAGCCCAUGGUGAAGGACGUGCUCAAUUCAAAUCACCUGAAGAUCAAAAGGACUUUGAAUUGGAUGUCAUUCAUUACAUUGAUAACUACGGAAAUCCAACGCAAACUUAUCCAUUUAAUCCUAAUGGAUCACCUGAUGCUAUUGCUGGUAUAAGCUCAGCAAAUGGAAGAGUUUUGGCUAUGAUGCCUCAUCCAGAGAGAGUUACACGUAAAGAGAGUAAUUCAUGGUACCCCCACGCACAAGCUAGAGAAUGGCAAGGAUACGGACCAUGGGUUGAAUUGUUCAAAUCUGCAAGGGCCUGGGUAGGUGACAACUGA
Molecule: messenger RNA, 3990 nt
Organism: Lodderomyces orthopsilosis Co 90-125
Lineage: Eukaryota; Fungi; Ascomycota; Pichiomycetes; Serinales; Debaryomycetaceae
Gene: ADE6
Product: phosphoribosylformylglycinamidine synthase
Exons: 1
Coding region: 1-3990 (1329 amino acids)
Biological process (GO): 'de novo' IMP biosynthetic process
Molecular function (GO): phosphoribosylformylglycinamidine synthase activity
Source: RefSeq, a predicted model, not a curated record